Molecule: messenger RNA, 2540 nt
Organism: Setaria italica (foxtail millet)
Lineage: Eukaryota; Viridiplantae; Streptophyta; Magnoliopsida; Poales; Poaceae
Product: ankyrin repeat-containing protein At5g02620
Exons: 4
Coding region: 351-2036 (561 amino acids)
Cellular component (GO): plasma membrane
Molecular function (GO): protein phosphatase 1 binding; protein phosphatase regulator activity
Source: RefSeq, a predicted model, not a curated record
GUUCGACAGUCUUCUCCCAUCAGCGGCGGCCAAGCAGAAGUGGCGAAGCCUGAAAGUGAGCUCUACGAAAGAGAGAGGGGCCAAACGAAGAAAAGCCAGGAGGGCUCCGACCGAUAUCUCCACCAGGAGUCCAGGACCUUGAUUUUGUUCCCUCCUCCGCUCCUCAUUGGGUCAUUGGGUGCGGCGGCUGGUGCGAGAAAGGUGCCAGGCAGAAGUUGCAAUUUUUGGGGAGUUUGUUGAGGAGUCGCACACAGUUUGGUCAGGCGGAGGUUUCCUGGAUUCGUCAAGAACGAGGCAUCGCAAUCUGAAGCCUUCUUCCGGUUCAAUCUAGUUUCCCCUCGGAUUCGGCCAUGGAGCGGCAAUCCAGCAUCCGGCUGGGCGCGCUGGAGAAGCUCAAGAGCUUCCGGGGGAUGGAGAAGCAGAAGAGCUUCCGGGGGAUCAUGUCCCUGGAGCGGCGGAGCAGGGACAGCCCGGGAAAGCGCGGCGACACGCCGCUCCACCUCGCGGCGAGGUCCGGGAGCGUGGCCCACGCGCAGAGGAUCCUCGCCGAGCUCGACCCGGCGCUGGUAGCGGAGAUGGCGGCCAAGCAGAACCAGGACGGCGAGACGCCGCUGUACGUCGCCGCCGAGAAGGGCCACGCCGAGGUGGUGCGGGAGAUCCUCAAGGUCUCCGAUGUGCAGACGGCCGGGAUCAAGGCGAGCAACAGCUUCGAUGCGUUCCACAUCGCCGCGAAGCAAGGCCAUCUUGAAGUUCUGAAGGAGAUGUUGCAGGCUUUUCCUGCUCUUGCCAUGACAACAAAUUCUGUAAAUGCUACAGCUUUGGACACUGCUGCAAUUCAGGGGCAUGUUGAUAUAGUCAAUCUUCUACUGGAAACGGAUGCUAGCCUCGCCAGAAUUGCGAGAAAUAAUGGGAAAACAGUUUUGCAUUCAGCAGCAAGAAUGGGCCAUGUGGAAGUUGUAAGAUCAUUGUUGAAUAAGGAUCCCAGCAUUGGUUUAAGGACUGACAAGAAGGGGCAAACGGCACUGCAUAUGGCCUCGAAAGGACAAAAUGCUGAAAUCGUGGUCGAGUUGCUGAAGCCUGAUACUUCAGUUGUCCAUAUCGAAGACAAACAGGGGAACCGACCUUUGCAUGUUGCUAGUCGGAAGGGGAAUAUCAUUAUAGUGCAAACUCUAUUAUCAGUUGAGGGGAUCGAUGUGAAUGCAGUUAAUAGAUCUGGAGAGACUGCAUUCGCCAUUGCUGAGAAAAUGAACAAUGAAGAACUUGUUAACAUCCUUAAGGAGGCUGGUGGCGUAACUGCAAAAGAGCCAGCGCAUCCUCCGAAUUCAGCAAAGCAACUUAAGCAAACAGUCAGUGAUAUCAGACAUGAUGUCCAGUCCCAGAUCAAACAAACACGUCAGACCAAGAUGCAAGUCCAUAAGAUCAAGAAGAGACUCGAAAAGCUCCAUAUUGGUGGUCUAAACAACGCCAUCAACUCCAACACUGUUGUUGCAGUGCUUAUCGCCACCGUAGCCUUUGCUGCCAUAUUCACCGUCCCUGGAAAUUUUGUAGAGGAUCUGAGCCAAGCGCCUCCCGAGAUGUCCCUGGGACAAGCAUAUGUUGCUAGCAACCCGGCCUUCAUAGUCUUCCUGGUCUUCGACGCCCUGGCUCUCUUCAUCUCCCUUGCGGUCGUCGUCGUCCAGACCUCGCUGAUCGUGGUGGAGCAGAAGGCCAAGAAGCGGAUGGUCUUCGUGAUGAACAAGCUGAUGUGGCUGGCGUGCCUCUUCAUCUCGGUGGCCUUCAUUGCACUGACAUACGUCGUGGUGGGGCGUGAUGACUGGUGGCUGGCCUGGUGCACCAUGGCAAUUGGCACCGUGAUCAUGCUCACCACCCUUGGCUCCAUGUGCUACUGCAUCAUCACCCACAGGUUGAACGAGAAGAACACGAGGAAGAUCAGGAAGGCCUCCGCGAGCCAGUCCCGGGGCUCGUGGUCCCGGUCAGUUGAUUCAGAUGAAGAGAUACUUAACAGCGAAUACAAGACGAAGAUGUACGCACUGUAGAAUAACAGUUACAUUAUGAUGGAUUCUUUGUACAUAAAGUGCUGGGAUACUGAAUAGCAUUCACUGGGGUAGAACUGAAGAUCAGGAAGAUGCAGAGGCUGGAGCACGGUAUCUGUGCUUAGCUGAAUUUUCCUUGCUGCCAACACAAGGAUAUCACCUCUCAGCUCACUUGACUGUCUUGUAUCCAUUCCUGGGUGAAAGUCUGUUAAAGCUGUGUAUCUCUUGUACCUGAAACAGUCCAUGAUGAUGGCGAUAACUUGAUCAGAGUAGAAUAAAAGAGUUCAGUACCAAUGUGUAAUGGUCAUGCAUUCUGAUCUUGUGCAAGAUGAUGUCAGAAAGUGGUAGAACGGGGUGAAUUCAGUAAUUGGCUGACCUCGUCUGGGUAGGUUGUUUGCGGGGGCGGGGGCCUUGGAGUAUGUGGUCUGUACAUGACACAGGGUUUAUGUGUUGACACCGUGAAAAUGAUCAGUGAUCCAUGAUCGAUCACAUGAAAGUUUUCCAAGA